GGCCCUUGCACUAUUGCUAGGGCAUCAGCGGCUGUACAUGGCGCUGGCACUUCCGGUUGCCCAGGUGUAUAAAGUAUAAGGUUUCAAACUUGCUGGCGGUGGGCCGGGGCGCUACUAAGGCUCAUUUACAGCGGGUGUCCUCAACCCACGCAGUGCCGUCCUUGUAAGCCGCGGCGCUCCUUGCCGCGCGUGCGCCGGGGCAGGACCGCACCGUGCGUCGCCAUUCGCCAGCUUAAAGCCGCCACGCCCCAUGCUCCAUGGCCCUGCGGGUGGGUGGAGCCUGCCACUGGCUGGGCGGUGUGUCGGCCGUGCCCUGCCCAGGCGGGUCUAACUGCAGGCCCGAGGCCAAGUCCAGCAGUUCAGCUGCGGUCAUAAUAUUGUGUGAAGUUGUCAUAAGGAAAGGCGAGUUCUUUGUAGCCCUGCGGGGGUGGUAAGGGCUAGGCCUUCGAGGGAGCCCAAGUACUGUCCUCCGGAUUGUGCGGUACAUGCCGGCUUGGGCGCCGCAUCUCUACAGUGCUUCCCAUAAACAUACUGGACACAAACAACACAACAGUUCUUUUUGUUUAGACUGUGCAUCUACACGAAACAGUUCGCGGCCCACUCAGGACUGCCGACGACCCUAAAUGCGGGGCGGAUUCUCCAGAGCGCGACUUAGAAUGUAAAUUUUAAAUCAU
Messenger RNA from Chlamydomonas reinhardtii, 674 nucleotides. RefSeq lists its product as uncharacterized. Bases 258 to 434 code for a protein of 58 amino acids. Lineage: Eukaryota; Viridiplantae; Chlorophyta; Chlorophyceae; Chlamydomonadales; Chlamydomonadaceae. The record is from RefSeq and is a predicted model, not a curated record. The transcript is spliced from 3 exons.